Messenger RNA from Entamoeba invadens IP1, 747 nucleotides. Its product is annotated as rhomboid protein, putative. The record is from RefSeq and is a predicted model, not a curated record. Gene Ontology annotation, cellular component: membrane. Bases 1 to 747 code for a protein of 248 amino acids. Lineage: Eukaryota; Evosea; Mastigamoebida; Endamoebidae. The transcript has 2 exons. Gene Ontology annotation, molecular function: serine-type endopeptidase activity.
AUGUCUUUUAUUAGCUACGAGAGUGUAUCAGCCUUUUGCAAAGACUUUUUUUCUAAGAUUUCAAUGUUCACGACGGUCCUAUUGUCGAUUAUCGUAUGUGUGUUUUUGAGUGGAGGCAGUCAAUUUUUAAGAUCGUUUUCGACAAUUGUCACACUGAAAGACUUUUCAAGUGGUGUUGUAGGGAUGUUCACACACAGUUUUGUCCACGCAAAUAUUUUACACAUUGUUAUGAAUUCAAUGGCUCUUUUUGGCUUUGGGUGUACUGUUGAAUAUCGAAUUGGGACAGUGAAGUUCAUUGUGCUCUUUAUAGUUUCGCUCGUGUUUAAUCCCGUUUUCAUAUUGUCUGCAGCUUCAAUAGGAUUGAUCUAUAAUACUGAUGUUGUUGGGAUGAGUGGCUUUUUAUUUACUUUGAUGGUAGUAGAAUAUUAUAAGGAAGAUGGGUACAUUGACAUUAUCUAUUCGAUUACUAUUAAUAUAGUUAUAUAUAUCAUUGGUAUACUAUUUCAAAUGCCUGUCAGUCUUGCUGGGCAUUUCAGUGGUAUUUUAGUCGGCUUUUUGUACACACGUGGUUUCUUGGACUUUUUGUUUGAUAAUCGAGUCAUUGACUUUAUUGAGAAGAAGAUGGAAUUGGCUUUGGGGUGUUUAGUCUUAUUCAAGCCAGCACAACACAUUGAGAAAAAGUCACACGUCGAGAUACUUCACACAAUCAAAAGUGAUAUUAAAAACAUGUUUGUUUGUUUAUUCUAA